GAGCGGGGUUUCCUCGGAUCAGUAGACGAGAUCUGUAUCUUUGAAUCAGUAAAAAAUCAACCUUCUUUAAUGAUUUAUGACAAUACUGUGUAGUGCAUGACGAGCCAAGUGUGAAAUGAUAUCACAAAGCUACAGUUAUUCUCUUCCCUGAUUAUUUAAACUUUGACCGUAGCUACUCGUGUUAUUUAUUUACUUCGUGGUAAACGUUAGAUUAAUCAAAGUGAUUAGGAAGCCUUAACCUGAUACUUUGACAUAGAUGUUGCAUACCGUAGAUAACCGUAGAGUUAUGAAAUUUAGAUAACCAUCACAAGCAGGAUAGAAAUGUGUUAUCGAUGAUAUUUCAAAGGAAAAAGAAGAUCGAUAAAAGCAAAAAAACCGCAGGGGCUGUAAGCGAUAAAAAAGGAGAAGCCGAAACAGGAAAAGAAACUGCCGGUGAAAAAAACGAAAAAAUUAAAGACGAAGACGAGGACAAAGGAAAGUCUGAAGCAACGAAACCGAAAGGUCGAGCUGAAAAGGACGCAACAAAGACGAAAACUAAGAAAAAUAGGAAGCAGAAAAAGAGCAUCACAGAAGAUUCCGAUUCUGACAUAUCCAUUCGUUCGAUUGAUAGCGAAGUCUGUGCCGCAGGUUUGGCCUUGACAAAAGAGGAUAAAAAGAAAAUCGAAGAAAACCGUCGCAAAGUUCACCCACCACCGGAAAAAACAGACGCGAGCGCAAAAGCUGAUGAAAAUAUAUAGAGAAAACAAGUUGCAUCGAGAUGGUAGCAACACCAGAGGAGCUGCGGACGAUCAUCUGGUCGGAUGAAACUAUAAACUUGCGGGCGGUGAGCUACUCCGAUUGUGAGUCACAGAAAUUGCGUAAAAACCCACUAUAAGAUGCUGCGGCUGAACACAAGGGCCAACCCUCCGCCGUCGUUACUACACGCUAUAUCGCCAUCAAGGAUCAACCAGGAGCAAGGCCGAUGCGUGCGUAGUUCUUUCAUCGCUCGAGGCGGUAUUUUAAUUCGGCGAGACAGUUAGCAUAGAGGAAAUUCCAUCGAAACUGGACAGGGUUCGGCGAACUUGACCUUGAAGGGGAAAUGCAGAAACGACAAGCGUCCGUGAAGCCCAUCUUCCGAGGCCGAUACUCGUUAAGUCGUUCGGUGAAAUUACAUCCCUCGAGGAAAUAAUUGUGGUAGUUCCUCCCUGAAACGAUCAAGAGGAUCAGCCUUCACGACCGCAAGGAUCACGAGGUAUCGGUACACUGGAGCGUUUGGGGGGAAACAGUUCUCUCAAAUGUUUUAUGGGUAGCUGACCAAGUUUAUUGAGUUUGAGAAAUAUCAGAAAUUUGUGAAAAAAUGUAUUUUCUACCUUGUACGCUCAUAAAUCAGUUUGUUCAAGUUUUAAAUUGUCAUUGUCUUUCCAACCCGAACCUUUUUUUAUAAUCCAGAAGUACGAUAGAAGCACGUCAUUCAUAAAUGUGUUUGUUACUUGUGAAAUUCAGACGACACCGUGCCUUAUAUUAGGUAUCAAACAUACUGCCAGAGUAUCCUACAAUGAGAAAAACAAGAACUUUAUACGCGUUGUUUGUUUAAUAAAGUAUUAAUUCUCCUCGAUGGUAAUGCACGCGUCGAACGAAGUCUCGUCAUGGUCGUUCUGAUCAUAAUAUUCUUUUUCUUGUUAUAACUUAUCAGAGCUGGUUGUCGGGUGAAAAACUUUGUCUUCAGACGCGUGCAGGGGAUUUCGGAUUUCCCUACUUUUUUGUCUCUUUCCACGACGCGUACAUAAGAUGAAGAUUUUUGCGUGGAAUAGAUGUUUUAAGAUAUGCAAUCGAUAGAAAUAUCGAUAAAUCAAUAUAACUGGGCAUUUUUUGUUUCACGUUCAUAUGUCAAAUCCCUUAUAUCACAUCGCAUACCGACCUAGAAUACACGUCGUUAUGCGUCGAUCCACAUUAUCAAGGUUGAAAAUAAACUGAUUCACAAUAAGUGUCGGGGUAUACCCAUCGACGGAAUAGUCCGAACACGGAUAUUUUGAAACACUGCCAAUAAUAUGAAAUUUCAAGCGUAUUUUCUGAUUCGCCAGAUACAUAUCGUCUGGUCAUUGAAAUAUGGAGGCAUUAUACUUUUACGUUACAUCACGCAAUUCACUUAUACGGAUGAACAUAAUGAUAAUGGCGUCUCCUAUUCACCUAUUCGCGAAUGAACAUCGGAAUAUAACUUUGUCUAAUGUAUACGAAACUCGAUGACUAAACGAGGACGCGUGAAUGUCUUGUGUAAUUCAUGCUGCGUUUAAUGAAAUAUAUAAACAAUUCUCUAAUAUUCGAUUAUGUGACGUGAAGAUACCGGUCGAUGUUUGCCAUCUACCACCAUCAUACUUUUACUGCAAUUACCACAUAACAGCAAUUAUUCUAAUAUCCGCAGGUGCUACGUGAGUCUUAAAAUUUAUGACCGGAAUUUCCGAAAAAUGCUGGUUUUACCGGAAGAUAGUUAGUUGCUAAAAGUGGGUUUACGGAAAGUUCCUAUAUAUCUCGUUCAUUAAUCAAUGAUUUGAUUUUCUUCCAUUUUAAAAACCGUUAGCAGAGACUAUUCGCGAUGAUAUACCUACCUUUGUAAUGGUGAAACAUUUUUCGCACACCGAUACAUAAAACUCUUCGCGUUCAAAAAAAUUACUCUCUUUUAUCGGAAAAAAAUCUAAUAUCUUUGUCACAAAUGUCACGAUGAACCUUGAUACGUGUUGUACAAAGACCCGCGUCGUGUUACAUUGCGAGAACUCACGGGAAAGCAAUUAAAGAAAAAAGAAAUUGAAACGGAUUGCUGAUCGGUAUAUCAUACACAUGUAUAUUCUACAGACACCUGGUGAAAUGGAGAUGGAACAAAAUGACGAUUGCUAUAACCGAUACGAUGUCACGUAGAAUUCAGGUUAUCAUGAAACUGCAUUCACUAUGUUGUUAUUAAUCAUUCUCGAACUGAAUGUCAAUGUAAGUGAGCGGAUAUUAUGAGUUCAAUUAUAUAUAUCACAAAAUGCACUCGAACUUUAUUAUACGGAAAAUUACGCAACUGCACAUCUUCCACUCACACAUUCUCCGAGUAAAUGCUUGGGACAGAA
This is a messenger RNA of Athalia rosae (coleseed sawfly), 3083 nucleotides long. RefSeq lists its product as uncharacterized. The record is from RefSeq and is a predicted model, not a curated record. The transcript has 4 exons. Bases 333 to 737 code for a protein of 134 amino acids. Lineage: Eukaryota; Metazoa; Arthropoda; Insecta; Hymenoptera; Athaliidae.